AUGGCGCACACAAGCACACUAGACCUAGAGUCUGGUGCAACGACUCCCGGAUAUGCCAGCCAGGACGACUCUGUCGACCACCCGCGACAGUUGGAAAAGCUAGAAGCCACCAUCUCUGCCGCCAAGCAGCCACCCGAUGGCGGACGAGAAGCCUGGACCCACGUCCUGCUCAUGCACAUUGUCUUCUUCAACACCUGGGGCGUCGUCAACGGCUAUGGCGUCUUCCAGGAAUACUACACCGCGGCGCUGGACCGUCCGCCCAGCGACAUUGCCUGGAUCGGCAGCGUCGAGACGUUCCUGCUGUUUGGCAUCGGUGUCGUCUCGGGGCGCGCCACCGAUGCCGGCUACUUCUACCCCGUCUUUUACGCGGGCGUCUUCCUCGAGCUGCUUGGUGUUUUCAUGACGUCGCUCGGCACGCGGUACUGGCACUAUUUCCUAUCACAGGCCGUCUGCAUGGGUAUCGGCAACGGAUUGGUGUUUUGCCCUGCGCUCGCCAUCUUGUCGCAGUAUUUUAAAAGGCGUCGAGCCUUUGCCGUCGGUCUUUCGGCGGCUGGGGCGGCCGUCGGCGGCCUUGUGUAUCCGAUUCUCAUCAACCGGCUUAUAUUUCAUGAAAAGAUCGGCUUCGGCUGGACAAUGCGCUGCAUGGGCCUCAUCAUGCUUAUCAGUUACAUCCCAUGCUUGUUCUUAUUCAAGCCCCGGUUGCCGCCCAGGAAAACUGCCGAUUGGAUCGACAUGGCGGCUUUCAAGGAUGUACCCUUCAUCUUCUUUACCAUCAGCAUGUUUUUUGCCUUUUGGGGGCUGUACUUUGCAUUCUUCUUUCUCGGAACAUUUGCCCGCGAUCGAAUCGGUGUUGCGCAGCCUAUUUACCUUCUCAUUCUGCUCAACGGCGUCGGCGUGAUAGGUCGCAUCUCACCGACCAUUGUUGCGGACCAAUGGUGCGGUGCGCUCAACCUCAUCAUCAUCAUCGGCUUAGUUUCGAGUGUAUUGGUGUACUGUUGGGCAGCCGUGCAAACUUCAGCGGGACUGUAUGUGUUCGCCGUCAUAUACGGAUUGGUCGCCGCCGCACUUCAAGCCCUCUAUCCUGCCGUGGCCACCACCAUGACGCCACACCCAAGUAAAACGGGCACCCGUGUUGGCAUGAUCCUGUUCUUUGUCAGCUUGGCAAACCUCACAGGACCCGCCAUUUCGGGCGCCAUCAUAGAAAGCGAGGGUGGAGGUUACCUGGGGGCGCAGAUGUUUGCUGCGACAUCUAUCCUGCUAGCAGCAGCCAUGGCCGUGGCGGCACGAGUGGCUAAGGCGGGCUGGAAGCUCCGCGUAAAAGUGUAA
This is a messenger RNA of Cordyceps militaris CM01, 1326 nucleotides long. RefSeq names its product monocarboxylate permease, putative. Bases 1 to 1326 code for a protein of 441 amino acids. Lineage: Eukaryota; Fungi; Ascomycota; Sordariomycetes; Hypocreales; Cordycipitaceae. Gene Ontology annotation, molecular function: transmembrane transporter activity. Gene Ontology annotation, biological process: transmembrane transport. Gene Ontology annotation, cellular component: fungal-type vacuole membrane. The record is from RefSeq and is a predicted model, not a curated record. The transcript has a single exon.